UGACCACACAAGCAAUUUUACUGUUAAAUUUGUGUAUAGUAUGCAAGGUCGUAGUGGUGUGCAUUAUUUGGUCAUCAUAAUCGCAUAUUCGUCCGAAUUGAAUCAUGGCGAGUCUGCUUCGUUGGUUGAUCGUUCUUGUGUUCUUGGUGCUUCAAGGCGCCUGCGAGCUGCCCAAAGACCUCCGCGUGCGUCGCGAGAUGGUGCCCGUGGGCCAGCCCCACCGCGACGCGAGCGGUAGGAUGGUGCAGGACACGGCGGAGCGCAUCACAGUGGUGGACCCCGAAGAAGAGCAGGAGAACCGCGAGAAGGAAGCGAGUGGCCAAGUGACCAAAGGCGGCAAGUUCAAGGCGCGUCGGCAGUUCAUCUUUACGGGUCUGGCGUUGCUGGCCAAGGGAAUCGCUGUGGGCGUGAAGGUGGCCAAGGUGGCGGCGGUGGGAGCCAAGGCGGUCAAGGCGGGCGCGGGUGUCGCCAAGAUGGGCAAAGUGGCGGCGGGCGCAGGCAAGGUCGCCGCCAAGGCCAAGAAGGCGGGAGCGGUGCUCAAUAAGGCCCAGAACGUGGUCAAUAAGGUGCACAAGGUGGCCAACGGUGUGCGAAAUGGAGUCCACCAAGCGCGAAACGUCGCCCAACACUUGCGCCGACGGCGCCCGUAGGACCUUUUGUAUCGUAGAAUUGGGCACUCAGUACGACACUGCCUCUGUUUAUUGACAUGGAUGUACUAACGUUACAUAGUUAGUAUUCAUACCAGCAGUAACUGUUAAUACUGUAGUUAGUGUACUAUAUCGACAGAAGGAUUUAGCCAAUCAGAUUACAGGAAACCAGAGUCA
Aphanomyces astaci is the source of this 824-nucleotide messenger RNA. RefSeq lists its product as hypothetical. The coding region runs from base 105 to 650 and encodes 181 amino acids. NCBI's taxonomy places the organism in Eukaryota, Oomycota, Saprolegniomycetes, Saprolegniales, Verrucalvaceae. The record is from RefSeq and is a predicted model, not a curated record. The transcript has a single exon.